UGUCACAGCUUCAAUCCGCUUAUAAUAAGUUGCACCCCUCUGCUCAGUAUGAGCAUUAGUUCGACAUGUCUACUCUCUCAUUUGACUCCAUGGCUUCACUUCGUUCCACUCAGUCAUAUGAUGCGACUGCUGACCCAAGAGCUCUUGCUGAAGAACAACUCCCCGAGGCCCUUCAUUGCACGUCUCUCUCGACGAGAGUACUUUGUUUUUUAGCGCUUGGACGCCCAGAUCUUGAAGAUCAUUGGAAGUCCCUCCAAUCAGAGCAAGCAUUCGAAACCGUCAGAACUAGGUUGUGCUCUAUCCUGACCAGCACUAUCACCACAGCGGGCGUUAUCCUUGCUAUAAGUGGUGUUUUCGUCACUACCGGCUCUCCUGUGUCAUACUUUGACUAUACGUUACCCGCUCCCCAUUGCCUGCUCUUUAUAUCCCUCAUGCUCGCUAUGAUCGCGCUGCUGACAUCUGGUACGAGCAUGAUACGUUGGCUACACACCGAUCGGCAUUGGAUUCAAGAGCAACUUAAGCUAGGCAGCUAUUUCGUGUUGUCCUACCUGUUGUCAAUAGUCACUCCCAUGUUCUUCAUCGCCUGCUCCCUACAUUGUUUCAUAUUUGCGAUGUUGAUUGCAGGGUUUUCCUCUCAGAGCAUGAUCUGCCGCGUUGUCGCUGCAGUCUGGAUGGUCACUUACGUCGUCAACAUCGGAACAAUAUUGAUGGAAACUAGGUGGAAGUAUGCGACAAGCCUUGAUCACGCUAGAUAUUAUCAGUAGUUUCCACUUUCUUACUUUGCUCCUUGUUUUACCCGCGAACGGCAGUUUGCGUGUGUUGUAUAUAACCUCCUGAUAUAUAUGGCGCACAUGAGUGUGCUCGAAAUGUAGAUGAAUGUGUGCAAUCUGUGACCUUCAGUUACGCCAAU
Messenger RNA from Suillus subaureus, 910 nucleotides. RefSeq lists its product as uncharacterized. Lineage: Eukaryota; Fungi; Basidiomycota; Agaricomycetes; Boletales; Suillaceae. The coding region runs from base 66 to 764 and encodes 232 amino acids. The transcript has 5 exons. The record is from RefSeq and is a predicted model, not a curated record.